AGCGCCGUAUAAUUUAUUUAAGCGAUUUCGUGUUCAAAGUAAAAAACCUUCAGGCUGCUGGGUGAAGCGGGACCUGUCAAUAGCGUUAGCAUUAGCAUCAAGUAUGCUUGCGGCUUGCCGUAGCGUAAAUGAGAAGUGGGCGGGGCGUCUGAAAGUUUGCGGAAGUUUUAUUUUCCUACCGAGAAGUUUUGGAAGACUCGACUUGGAAGACGCGACAAUAUUCUUUAUAGUUGAGUCGUGUUCGUGUUGUGGUGACACUUUGAGUAGAUGGACCUCACCUCCGAGAAGAUAGUGAAAAUCCUGUCCAAGUACAAAUUUCACGAUGUUGCUGUCGAGGAGCUGCAGAAAAUCCACAGAAUCUACCCCAGGAUGGUUCCAUCCGCAGGCACAUACACAUUCAAUGACAACUCGCAGAAAGAUCUCCUAGAAUUAAACGGAAACAUACCCGUCAAGUAUGAAGGUCGCUCCUACAACUUCCCCGUUCAGCUGUGGCUCUUGCCCUCCUUCCCCUUCACUCCUCCUAUUUGCCUCCUGAAACCCACUGAAAGCAUGGUUGUCAGGGAGGGCAAACACGUUGACAACCGGGGACGGAUUUACCUGCCGGGGCUGCACAACUGGGAUUAUCCAAAGUCAACCGUGGUUGGUCUUUUGAAAGAGAUGAGUGCAAAGUUUGAGGAGGAUCCUCCGCUGUCGGCGAAGACCACUGGAGAAAGCAAAGAUCCUCAUGAGCUCCUGACAUUUGUCUCCAACCUCAAGAUCAACGAUGUCGGAUUCAGACACCACGAUCAACCGCCCAACAAAGUUUCGGUUAUCGGAGGAGGAGAUUUAGGAAUGGCGUCGGUGAUGAGCAUUUUAUCUAAGUGUAAAGUGGAUAAACUUGUUUUCAUCGACAUUGCUGAGAGUUCCACGAAGGGCGGCAGCACAGACCUAGAGAUUUUCAAUCUGCCACAUGUGGAAAUAUCCAAGGACUUGGCAGCCUCUGCAGGAUCCAGGGUUGUGGUGGUGACGGCAAACGCGUGGAGUGGCGAGCAGUCGUACCUCAGCGUGGUUCAGACGAACGUGGACUUGUACAGACGAAUAAUCCCACAUCUGGCGCGUCUGAGCCCUCACGCCGUGAUGCUCAUCGCGUCACAACCAGUGGACAUCAUGACCCACGUGGCCUGGAGGCAAAGCGGCCUCCCUCCGACGCAGGUGAUCGGAGCCGGGUGUAACCUGGACUCAGAGAGACUAAGUCACGCCCUGGACAUUAACCUGAACACUCAUAAGCAGGCGUGGGUCAUAGGAGAACUUUCAGACAACAAAGUCGCUGUGAUGAGUAACACUGGCCAGAGCUUCAACGGACAGACGGAGCUCGCAUCAGGAAACGCCACUAAACCUCUCUUAGACAGAGCGUUUGAGCUCAUCAAGAAUCGAGGGCAGCGUUCGUGGUCUGUGGGUCUGUCCGUUGCCGACAUCACGAACAGCGUCUUAACAAACAAGAAGAAAACACACUCGGUCUCCACGCUGGCUCAGGGUUGGGGUGGAAUAGGGGCAGAGGUGUUUCUCAGCCUGCCGUGCAUCAUGGGAUCGAAUGGUUCCACGCGCCUGGCCGGGGUGUCGCUGGGACAGGAAGAAGACUCCAAACUCAAGGACAGCAUCACCUCCCUCUCCAGCCUCAUGAGUCAGAUCAGGUUAUGAAGGAUCGGAGGAGAAGCUGCUCGCUCACAGUUGCUGGACGGUGCCUAUGCAGAAGUUACAUGCAGUUUCCGUUUGGUACUAACACUGAAGUUUUUAAUUUAAGAAAAAUCUAUUAAGCGUAAGACUUUAUUCUCCAUUGCCUUGGGCAUUAUGCACUAAAGCAAUACUGUCAAAUGCAUUUUUUGUAUUUAGACAUAUUUGGUCUCUGAAUGAUCUCAUCUUGCACUAAUGUUUUUUUUUUUUUUUUUUAACUUUUCCACGUGCGCACUCACGGAGUUUCUUAACCAAAGAUGUGUGAUCUAUUUUUCUCUUGGAAAAAAAUCAAGGUGACGGCAGAUAAAUAUAAAGCAUUUAUAUUAUGUGCACUACGGAGGGGAGGGGAGGGGGGGUCACUUCAAAACUGACAGUUUGUAUAGUUUUCACUUUUAAGAUUAUUAUUACACCGAUCAGCCACAACAUUAAAACCAAACUAACGUUAAACAACUUGUGACGAUUCUUCGGUGCUGGGAAACUUUUGGACCUAACAUUCAUUGGUGUGGAUGUUACUUAGACAUGUAGCACCCGCCCCCAUAGCAAUGACACUCCUUGAUGGCAGCCUCACACAGACACACACUAAACGGUUUAGGAACAACUCAAAAAAACAUGAAGAACAGCACAAGGUGUUGACCUGGCCUCCACAUUCAGUAAAUAUCUGUGGGACGAUCUAGAGGCCUGUUUUGGAAGGUGGUCAUAAUGUUAUGCCUGAUCGGUGUAUAUCAAUUAGGAGAACCCUGUAAAUGCCUCUGUGUUCUUUUUGUUUUUCUAUUCGUUUACUCGUUUUAAAAAGACUUAUGAUAUGAAGCAACCUUGGACAAACCUUUAGAAGGACUAAAGGAAUCAGUGGAUGUGCAAUAAAUUUCUGAAAGCA
Mugil cephalus (flathead mullet) is the source of this 2584-nucleotide messenger RNA. RefSeq names its product UEV and lactate/malate dehyrogenase domains (gene uevld). NCBI's taxonomy places the organism in Eukaryota, Metazoa, Chordata, Actinopteri, Mugiliformes, Mugilidae. The coding region runs from base 268 to 1677 and encodes 469 amino acids. Gene Ontology annotation, molecular function: oxidoreductase activity, acting on the CH-OH group of donors, NAD or NADP as acceptor. The record is from RefSeq and is a predicted model, not a curated record. Gene Ontology annotation, biological process: protein modification process; protein transport; carboxylic acid metabolic process. The transcript has 12 exons.